Molecule: messenger RNA, 821 nt
Organism: Tarenaya hassleriana
Lineage: Eukaryota; Viridiplantae; Streptophyta; Magnoliopsida; Brassicales; Cleomaceae
Product: membrane steroid-binding protein 1
Exons: 2
Coding region: 66-710 (214 amino acids)
Cellular component (GO): membrane; endomembrane system
Source: RefSeq, a predicted model, not a curated record
ACUCUCUCCUUUACAAAAUCUGACUAUACAAGGACACAAAACAUCUCUCUCUCGUUUCAUCGGCCAUGGCGCUGCAACUAUGGGAGACUCUGAAAGAAGCCAUACACGCCUACACCGGUCUCUCUCCCACCGUAUUUUUCACCGUCUUGGCUUUGGCGCUUGCCUUCUACCACGUCGUCUCCGGCUGGUUUGCUUCACCGUUCGAUGACGUCCGGCGAAAUCAACGGCCGAGAUCUGCCGUGGAGGACGUGGAACCGCUUCCCCCGCCUGUGCAGGUCGGUGAGAUCAUGGAGGAGGAGCUCAAGCAGUAUGACGGCUCCGAUCCCAAGAAGCCCCUUCUCAUGGCCAUCAAAGGCCAGAUCUACGAUGUCUCCCAGAGCAGGAUGUUCUAUGGACCCGGUGGACCAUACGCAUUGUUUGCUGGCAAAGACGCGAGCCGAGCCCUUGCGAAAAUGUCGUUCGAGGAAAAAGAUUUGACUGGUGAUAUCUCGGGUCUCGGCCCAUUCGAGCUGGAGGCUCUUCAGGACUGGGAGUACAAGUUCAUGAGCAAGUAUGUCAAAGUGGGUUCUGUCAAGAAGAAUGGUCCAGAAGCUGAGACAGAUGCCGUAGCUGCUCCUGCAUCCGAAACCGUGGAAACUUCUGAUCUCGAUGGCCCCAAAAGCGUGCCCGAAACAACGACCAAUGAUGAGGAUGAUGUGAAGAAGGAAUAGAUUUCUUUCAUUUUUAUCAGACUCUGGCUUUCACUGUUUGGAACAGAAUCUUGAGUUGGUUCUCUUGUAAUAAGUACUCUGGAUGAUAGAUACUAUUUGCUUUGCCGCUUA